This is a messenger RNA of Eimeria maxima, 792 nucleotides long. RefSeq names its product acetyl-CoA transporter, putative. Gene Ontology annotation, molecular function: acetyl-CoA transmembrane transporter activity. The coding region runs from base 1 to 792 and encodes 263 amino acids. The record is from RefSeq and is a predicted model, not a curated record. Gene Ontology annotation, cellular component: membrane. The transcript has 9 exons. NCBI's taxonomy places the organism in Eukaryota, Apicomplexa, Conoidasida, Eucoccidiorida, Eimeriidae.
AUGGAUAUUGCUGUUGAUGGUUGGGCAUUAACUCUUCUUAGCCCAGAGAACAAAGGGUUAGCAUCUACAUGUAAUACAGUAGGACAAACCCUUGGUUAUUGUUUAUCUUAUGCUGCUUUCUUAUCCCUUAAUGAUCAACAUUUCUCUCAUCGUUUCUUAGGGACACCACAAGGACAAUCUGCUGUUGAUCUACCUUCCUUUAUUAGGUUUUGGGGUUGGGUGUUUGUUAUAACAACAACAGUAAUAUUACUUUUCUUUAAGGAAGAAAAUCCAACAGAUAAACAGCAGCAGCAGCAGCAGCAGCAGCAGCAGCAACUGCAACAAAUACAUACACUGCAGCAGCAGCAGCAGCAGCAACAGCAGCAAAGGUUUACACCAUCUAGACAUGUAGAGGCACAAACUUAUGCAGGACCAAUCAGCGGAGGAGAAGAGAUACAUUUCUUCUCUGAUAAUGUCUUACCACCCAAUGCUGAGGGUUUAGUUAAUGAAGAAGAAGGAUGUUGUGAACCAAAGGGAGCACUAGACUCUUAUCGUCUCCUAUGGAAGAUGGCAUUCUUUGCUAGGGUUUCUGAUCCUCGUAUUGGUGGAUCUUAUAUGACCUUCUUAAACACUAUUGCUAAUAUUGGAUCACAGUGGCCUCGUGCUGUGAGUUUGUGGUUGAUGGAUCCUCUCACCAUCAGAGACUGCACCGGUGUUGACACAUCAGUUGCUGGUGCGAAGUGCCCAGUUGUAUUGGAUGGAUAUUUUGUUCAAAUUGGCGGAUGCUUCAUCCUCGAUAAUUUGUGCAUCUAG